AUGAACCAACAGCAGCAAUACCAGCAACCGUCGAGGCGGACAGACGCCUACUCGUCGCAACACGACGAACUCCACCUGCCCUCGUCAUCCAGCAUGGCCCACCAAGGCCAACAUCCCCUUCAACAGCAGCAGCAGCAGCUUCCCACCCGCCAAUAUUCCUCUGGGCCCGGCGUUCCUCCCCAUAUCAAGCUCGAGCAGUCCCCAAAUCCUCAGCAGCAUCACCACCAAAGCGCCGGUGUAGUGCCCAACGUGCUACAGCCGGGCGGGCUGCAAACCAGACCUCCUGUCAUCUCGUCAAAUACCGCUCCGGUCCUGCCUACCAUGCAGCAACAGCAGCCACCAGACUAUCAGCCUCAUCAAACACCAACAAAAUCCAACUCGAUGAACCUGUCGCAUAAUUACCCGCGAUCCAGCCCCGCCGCUCCCUACGAGGGCGGGUCCGGCUACUCUGCCUACGCUCCCAACACUCCUGGCGGUGCCGGGAGCUCUUCGCAGUACAUGUCGCCAACCGAUUCAAAAUACAGCCAGUCCUCGGGCUCCCAGCGCAUCCCCUCCAAUGCGCCCCUUGGUCUCGCUGACAUACGGCCCCGCGCUGACUCGAGUCUUUCCGAUGGCAUCCCCGGGACCACCUCCUACGAGCAUGCAAACACUCAGUCACGUACCAGCAACUACAUGGCCCCAUGGGCUCUCUAUGCGUUCGACUGGUGCAAAUGGGCUCCCCAGGGAAACAGUGCUGGGAAAGUAGCUAUUGGGAGUUAUUUGGAAGAUGGGCACAACUACAUUCAAAUUCUCGACGCUCAAGUAUCUCCCACACCGUCUGACGUCUACUCGCCCGCCGGGUCGAGGUAUACAAUGGACUUUACUAGAAUCGCCGAAGCAACUCACUCCUAUCCCGUCACACGUCUCCUGUGGGAGCCUCCAUCGUCACAAAAACAGUCAACCGAUCUUUUGGCCACAUCCGGCGACCACCUCCGCCUUUGGUCUCUUCCUUCCGAUCCUCAAGUUCAGACUCCUGGCUCCUCGAUAACGUCAAGAAACGGCCGUGACAUGCCGAUUACGAAACUCACCCCCUUGGCUUUGCUCUCCAAUUCCAAGACACCCGACCACACAGCACCCCUGACCUCGCUCGACUGGAACACCGUGACCCCCAGCUUAAUUAUCACGUCCAGCAUCGACACUACCUGUACCAUCUGGGAUAUUCCAUCCCUCACGGCCAAAACUCAGUUAAUCGCCCACGACAAGGAAGUCUACGACGUCCGUUUUUGCGCCAACAGUGUGGACGUCUUUGUGAGCUGUGGUCAGGACGGCAGCGUGAGAAUGUUUGAUCUGAGGAGUCUGGAGCACAGCACCAUUAUUUACGAGCCAACCGGAAAGGAAGAAAGAGACGCCAACGGAGGUCGCAUCUCCCCCACACUUGCCCAGCAAACAAUGUCCCACCCUCCUCCCCUCCUCCGACUGGCCACCUCCCCCCACGACCAGCACCUCCUCGCCACCUUUGCCCAAGACAGCAACGUAAUACGCAUCCUCGACGUGCGCCAGCCAGGCCAGGCCCUCCUCGAGCUCCGCGGCCACGGCGGCGCGCUCAACUGCGUCGAGUGGUCCCCUCUGAGGAGAGGAACCUUGGCCUCGGGAGGUGACGACUGCCAGGUGUUGAUCUGGGACUUGCUGAACAACAACAACACGUCCAACGCGGCCACAAUCUCCACCAACGGAGCUGCCCCGCCAACGGGCGCUCAGGCUGCUGCAAGCACUGAUAAUGUCAGGAGUCCGGUUGCUGCUUGGCAGUGCGAGUACGAGGUGGGCAAUCUGGGGUGGGUGCCGCACUUGGCUGGGGGGGAGUAUGGGGAUUGGUUGGGUGUCAGCGCCGGGAGGGGGGUUUGGGGUGUGAAGUUGGGAUGA
Messenger RNA from Podospora anserina S mat+, 1899 nucleotides. RefSeq lists its product as uncharacterized. NCBI's taxonomy places the organism in Eukaryota, Fungi, Ascomycota, Sordariomycetes, Sordariales, Podosporaceae. The transcript is spliced from 3 exons. Gene Ontology annotation, molecular function: protein binding. The coding region runs from base 1 to 1899 and encodes 632 amino acids. The record is from RefSeq and is a predicted model, not a curated record. Gene Ontology annotation, cellular component: nucleus.